Cavia porcellus (domestic guinea pig) is the source of this 8988-nucleotide messenger RNA. RefSeq names its product UDP-glucose glycoprotein glucosyltransferase 1 (gene Uggt1). Bases 81 to 4751 code for a protein of 1556 amino acids. Gene Ontology annotation, cellular component: endoplasmic reticulum. NCBI's taxonomy places the organism in Eukaryota, Metazoa, Chordata, Mammalia, Rodentia, Caviidae. The record is from RefSeq and is a predicted model, not a curated record. The transcript has 41 exons. Gene Ontology annotation, molecular function: UDP-glucose:glycoprotein glucosyltransferase activity.
AGCGGCCGCCGCCGCCGCCGCUGCCCUGCCCCGCCCUGGCGUUGUCGUAGGCGCUGGAGUGGACGGUGUGCGGCUCCUGCAUGGGCUGCAAGGGGAACGCGAGCAGAGUGCGAGCCGCGGCUGUGCGGCCGGUGACAGGGCUUUGCUGUCAAAUGGGGCUUCUAAUUGCACUCAGUGUGCUGUGGCUGUUCUCCUCAGUAAAAGCAGAUUCAAAAGCCGUUACAACCUCUCUCACAACAAAGUGGUUUUCCUCCCCACUGUUGUUAGAAGUCAGUGAGUUUUUAGCAGAAGACAGUCAAGAGAAAUUUUGGAAUUUUGUAGAAGCCAGUCAAAAUAUUGGAUCAUCAGAUCAUCACGGUACUAAUUAUUCCUAUUAUCAUGCAAUAUUGGAAGCAGCAUUUCCGUUUCUAUCACCUUUACAGCAGAAUUUGUUGAAAUUUUGUCUCUCUCUUCGUUCGUACUCUGCUACAAUUCAAGCCUUCCAGCAGAUAGCAGCUGAUGAACCUCCACCAGAAGGAUGUAAUUCGUUUUUCUCAGUACAUGGAGAGAAGACUUGUGAUUUUGAUGUCCUGGAGACUCUUCUACUAACAGCAUCUAGAAGACCCAAACCUUUAUUGUUCAAAGGAGAUCAUAGAUAUCCCUCAUCUAAUCCUGAAAGCCCAGUGGUGAUUUUCUACUCUGAGCUUGGCCUUCAAGAAUUUUCUAGUUUUCACCACCAACUUGUAUCAAAAAGCAAUGCAGGCAAAAUCAACUAUGUAUUCAGACACUAUGUAUCUAAUUCCAGGAAGGAACCAGUUUACCUCUCUGGCUACGGUGUGGAAUUGGCCAUUAAGAGCACUGAGUACAAGGCUAAGGACGAUACUCAGGUGAAAGGAACUGAGGUAAAUACUACAGUCAUUGGUGAAAAUGAUCCCAUUGAUGAAGUUCAAGGAUUCCUCUUUGGAAGGUUAAGAGACCUGUACCCUGACCUGACUGGACAGUUGAAAGAACUCAGAAAGCAUCUUGUAGAGAGCACCAAUGAAAUGGCACCUUUGAAAGUUUGGCAGUUACAAGAUCUCAGUUUCCAGACUGCUGCCCGAAUACUGGCCGCGCCUGCUGAGCUAGCUUUGGUGGUCAUGAAGGAUCUUAGUCAGAAUUUCCCCACCAAAGCCAGAGCAAUAACGAAAACAGCUGUGAAUUCAGAACUUAGAACUGAAGUGGAAGAGAAUCAGAAGUAUUUCAAGGCAACUUUAGGAUUACAGCCUGGAGAUUCAGCUCUUUUCAUCAAUGGACUUCAUAUUGAUUUAGAUACACAGGAUAUAUUCAGCCUGUUUGAUGUAUUGCGGAAUGAAGCCCGGGUCAUGGAGGGUCUUCAUAGACUGGGCAUAGAAGGCCUUUCUCUGCAUAAUGUUUUGAAACUGAACAUCCAACCCUCCGAGGCUGACUAUGCCGUUGACAUCAGGAGUCCAGCUAUUUCAUGGGUCAACAACCUGGAAGUUGAUAGCAGAUACAACUCGUGGCCUUCCAGUCUGCAAGAGCUGCUUCGCCCUACCUUCCCUGGUGUCAUCAGGCAGAUCAGAAAGAACUUGCACAACAUGGUGUUCAUAGUUGAUCCUGCACAUGAACACACAGCAGAGUUGAUUACCACAGCUGAGAUGUUCCUCAGUAAUCAUAUACCUCUAAGAAUUGGUUUCAUCUUUGUGGUUAAUGACUCUGAAGAUGUUGAUGGGAUGCAGGAUGCUGGAGUGGCUGUUCUCAGAGCAUAUAACUAUGUGGCCCAUGAAGUAGAUGAGUAUCAUGCCUUCCAAACUCUAACACAUGUCUAUAACAAGGUGAGGACUGGAGAAAAAGUAAAAGUUGAACAUGUGGUCAGCAUCCUGGAGAAGAAAUAUCCCUAUGUAGAAGUGAAUAGCAUUUUGGGGAUUGAUUCUGCUUACGAUCAGAAUCGAAAGGAAGCAAGAGGUUACUAUGAGCAAACUGGCAUUGGUCCACUGCCUGUCGUUCUGUUCAAUGGAAUGCCCUUUGAAAAGGAACAGCUAGAUCCUGACGAGUUGGAAACCAUCACAAUGCACAAAAUCUUGGAGACGACUACCUUCUUCCAAAGAGCAGUAUACUUGGGUGAACUAUCUCAUGAUCAAGAUGUGGUAGAGUAUAUCAUGAGUCAGCCAAAUGUUGUUCCACGAAUCAAUUCUAGGGUUUUGACAGCUGAGCGAGAGUACCUGGAUUUAACAGCAAAUAAUAACUUAUUUGUAGAUGAUUAUGCUAGAUUUUCUGUAUUGGAUUCCCAAGGCAAGACUGCUGCUAUAGCUAAUAGUAUGAACUAUCUGACAAAGAAAGGAAUGUCCUCCAAGGAAAUCUAUGAUGAUUCUUUUAUUAGGCCAGUAACCUUUUGGAUUGUUGGGGACUUUGAUAGUGCUUCUGGACGGCAGUUAUUGUACGAUGCUAUUAAACAUCAAAAAUCUAGUAACAAUAUUAGGAUCAGCAUGAUCAAUAACCCCAGUAAAGAAAUAAGUUAUGAAAACACUCAGAUCUCUAGAGCAAUCUGGGCAGCUCUUCAAACGCAGACCUCCAACUCCGCCAAGAACUUUAUCACCAAGAUGGUUAAAGAGGACACUGCAGAGGCACUGGCCAUGGGGGCGGAUAUCAGGGAGUUCUCUGUUGGGGGCAUGGAUUUCAGUCUUUUUAAAGAGGUGUUUGAGUCUUCCAAAAUGGAUUUCAUUUUGUCUCAUGCCGUGUACUGCAGGGAUGUCCUGAAGCUGAACAAGGGACAGAGGGCGGUGAUCAGCAACGGAAGGAUUAUUGGGCCACUGGAGGAUAGUGAGCUUUUUAAUCAAGACGAUUUCCAUCUCCUAGAAAAUAUUAUCUUGAAAACUUCAGGACAGAAAAUAAAAUCUCAUAUUCAGCAGCUUCGGGUAGAAGAAGACGUAGCCAGUGACUUGGUAAUGAAGGUCGAUGCUCUCCUGUCAGCUCAACCCAAAGGAGAUGCAAGAAUUGAGUACCAGUUUUUUGAAGACAGACACAGUGCAAUUAAACUGAGGCCAAAGGAAGGGGAGACCUAUUUUGACAUUGUGGCUGUUGUUGACCCUGUCACCAGAGAAGCACAAAGGCUUGCCCCACUGCUGUUGGUUUUGACUCAGCUGAUAAAUAUGAAUCUAAGGGUGUUUAUGAAUUGCCAAUCUAAACUUUCAGACAUGCCUUUAAAAAGCUUUUACCGUUACGUUUUAGAACCAGAGAUUUCUUUCACAUCAGACAAUGACUUUGCUAAGGGUCCAAUAGCAAAGUUUCUAGAUAUGCCACAGUCUCCAUUGUUCACCUUGAAUCUGAAUACACCUGAGAGUUGGAUGGUAGAAUCUGUCAGAACACCAUAUGAUCUUGAUAAUAUUUAUUUAGAAGAGGUGGACAGUGUAGUGGCUGCUGAGUAUGAGCUGGAGUACCUGUUACUUGAAGGGCAUUGCUAUGACAUCACCACAGGCCAACCGCCAAGGGGACUGCAGUUUACCCUAGGAACUUCAGCCAAUCCCGUCAUUGUGGACACCAUUGUUAUGGCCAAUCUGGGCUACUUUCAGCUAAAAGCCAAUCCAGGAGCUUGGAUUCUGAGACUUAGGAAAGGACGCUCUGAAGAUAUUUACAGAAUCUACAGCCACGAUGGUACAGAUUCUCCUCCUGAGGCUGAUGAGGUGGUUGUCAUCCUUAACAACUUCAAAAGCAAAAUUAUUAAAGUGAAGGUGCAGAAGAAGGCAGACAUGGUAAAUGAAGACUUGCUGAGUGAUGGAACAAAUGAGAACGAAUCUGGAUUUUGGGACUCAUUCAAAUGGGGCUUUUCAGGAGGACAGAAGACUGAGGAAGUGAAACAAGAUAAAGAUGACAUAAUUAAUAUCUUCUCCGUCGCAUCUGGACAUCUCUAUGAAAGAUUUCUUCGUAUAAUGAUGUUGUCAGUGCUGAAGAAUACCAAGACUCCUGUGAAAUUCUGGUUCUUGAAGAAUUAUUUGUCCCCCACAUUUAAGGAGUUUAUACCUUAUAUGGCAAAUGAAUACAGUUUCCAGUAUGAGCUCGUUCAGUAUAAAUGGCCCCGAUGGCUUCAUCAACAGACUGAGAAACAGCGCAUCAUCUGGGGCUAUAAGAUCCUUUUCCUGGAUGUGCUUUUCCCACUAGUUGUUGACAAAUUCCUGUUUGUGGAUGCUGAUCAGAUUGUACGAACAGAUCUGAAAGAGUUAAGGGAUUUCAAUUUGGAUGGUGCUCCUUAUGGUUACACUCCGUUCUGUGAUAGCCGAAGAGAAAUGGAUGGCUACAGGUUCUGGAAGUCAGGAUACUGGGCGAGUCAUUUAGCUGGGAGGAAGUACCAUAUCAGUGCAUUGUACGUUGUGGAUCUGAAGAAGUUUAGGAAAAUAGCUGCUGGAGACAGACUCAGGGGACAGUACCAAGGUCUGAGUCAGGAUCCCAACAGCCUUUCAAAUCUGGAUCAAGAUCUGCCCAAUAACAUGAUCCAUCAGGUACCAAUCAAGUCACUCCCUCAAGAAUGGCUUUGGUGUGAGACGUGGUGUGAUGAUGCCUCUAAGAAAAGAGCCAAGACCAUUGAUCUGUGUAAUAAUCCAAUGACCAAAGAGCCUAAGCUGGAGGCUGCUGUGCGAAUUGUCCCAGAGUGGCAGGACUACGAUCAAGAGAUCAAACAACUACAGAUCCGUUUUCAGAAGGAGAAAGAAAUGGGAAUGCAGCAUGAGAAGAAGACAGAAAAGCUGAGCCAGGAAGCAUCUCAGGCACGAGAGGAAUUAUGAUCUCUGGAAGAAGAUUAAAAAACGGCACAUUUGAGAACAGUUUUUAUACUAAAUGCUAGUUUUUCUGAUCUGUCUAUACAACUGCUGAUAAACUCACUGGACAGGUAUGCUGGCGGUCUCCACACCGAGCAUCUGAUUUCAGCUUCUGCACACCAGUGGGUGCUGGAUCCUCAGGGCCAGGGCUCCACUGGAUUUGUACCUCAGAAGAAGACAAGAGACUGACCUUUAGGGAUUCUGAAAAGAGCAGUCUUGUCACCAGAGGAAGAAAUGGUGGCGGCAGGAAGAUGAGGCCUUGGGAGCCCACAUCCAAGAGCACACACAUGCUGCAUUGUCCUAGGAAGGAAGCUAGUAGAGCUGCCAUGUUCUUCCUUACCUCAGUUUACCUGAUGCUCAGGCCGUACCUCAGAUGUCUACCCAGUGUGGGUCAGGCCGGCAGAAGCUUUGUCUGAGGUCCACACACCUGGAAAUUUAUGCCAACACAUCCCCUACCUCCUCAUGUCUCUUCCCAAGUGCGAGAUUCAUUGUUUAAACCAAACCAGCAGUUGUAUAUCUUCAGGGUUAGCUCACCACAGUCGCUAAGCAGAUUAAUUUGGGGGCAGAUGGGAAUGGUUGGUUUUGGUGUGGGUGGGGAAGAUAGACAUAGGAGGACUCUGAGGUGCUGGGGAAGGAAGAUUAGAAUGUGCUGGUUUUCUUUUAUAUUCCUUCAUUACCAUUAUGGCUAAUUUAAAGUGAAAACCAUAUUAUCCACCCAUCCUGGUGAGCUUUCUUUCUUAGGUAAUUGUUUUGUAGACAGUUUUUGUGAUUUUUCUUUCCACUUUAUUUUUUUAAAAAAAAAGAUGGCUGUCAGUCAUUCCCCAACUGGACAGAACCAUAUGAAACCCCCAGUGAUACAUCUCAGAAGGCUUGGGCUCCCUCCAGGUGUCACCUCACCGUUUGCCCUUUCCUCUGUACUGUUUUCUCUCAGACUCAGAGAUAGAUGGCCUGAUUUUUCUCAACACAGUGUUCCCAGCUUGAAGGCCAGGAAGGAUUCUCACUGUGGACUCACACCAUUCUGUACAGUGGCUUCGUUCCUUUUGUUUCAGCUCUGUGAUGGCCUUUUGCUUGCAGAAAUCAGUAGAGUUCACAUCAGUUCUGUCAUGUCGUAGUUGCACUGCCAGCCCCUAGCACUAGAUUGCACCUUUCCUUCCUUAGCCCAGCACUGGUCCUGUGGGAGGAGGCUUGGAUAAUGAGUGGGGGAGGACCCAUGGGCAUGUCAUUGACCUAUCAGGCUGCAGGUUCAGCAGGGCAAGCACUGCACCUGCCUUCCUUUCGCCUGGACUUGUUCUUCCAAUGGUCUGGUUUUUAAAAACUGAAAGGUGGUGGAGAGCUCAGUAAAAUAGUGCUUGCUAGCAUAAGAAGGCCUUAGGUUUUAUCUCUACUUCCACAUAAAACAGAAAAAUUGGAGGAGUUGGUGGGAGUGGAUAGGUAAUUUCUUACUCUUCUAAGCCAUUGAUGUGUGCGGUGUUUUUAAAACCACCAUCCUACUCUAGAUGUCUGUAAUUUAUUUUUCCAUUUUCAAAUGCAAAAGUUAGCUUAGGAACCUCACAGUCUAAAGGAGUUUUUUGUUGUUGUUUUGUGGUGGUUUGGUUUUGGCUCUUGGUUGUCCAGCCAGGGUCUUCCUACGUAGCCUGAAGCUGACCUCAGCCUCGAGGCCUCCCAAGUGCGGGAGUUACAAGCAUGUGCCACCACGUCUGGCUCAGAAGGACCAUGGCAUGUUUUCUUCCUACCCGACCCUAAUCUGAGUCAAAUAACUGAAGAGUUAAGAUCGUGACAUCAAGAAGCUUGUUGAGACUUCAUCUUGACAUUUAAUUGAGCUUUCAGAGAGGCUGUCUCAGCUGCUGUGCACAGCUAAAGUCAGCAGUGUACAGUUCCGGUGCACUGUGGGAGGUGAUCGGGAAGUACCCCAGUUAAAGUGGGAUAUACUUGCAAAUGCUGAUUCCAGUAGCCAGCUUUCCUCUGUCUUUCUGCCAACCCUCAUGAGUAUUCUACAUAUAAGGAAAGUUCAUAGCAAAAUAUACAUAUUCGCUCUGGGGUAUGUCCUAGUGUCACUCAUGGUCUGUGUCUGUCACCUCCCUGACAUAAGCCUUAUUGGUAGUUGACAGUGAAUAAUGAAAGCUUGUUUCUGAGGAGGUCCAGGCCCCUACUCCUGCCAGUCUUUUUCUCUGUUUUGUGUGGCAUAAUUCCCUUUCCAAAUUAACUAGUGCCCAGGAAAUGAGUUACCAUUCCAGUGUGGUCCUAGUCACUCUGCUGAGUCUGCUUUGAGAAUGUACACUAUGGUGGAAACAGGUAAUAGAUUACUUUCCCCAGAAGCAAGAACCCAUAGAUCUGAAAGUUCAAGCUUCUGGAAGCUAUCAGUACAUUGUUCUUAACCAACAUUUGUGUGUAAUGGGUUUUUGUUUUUUUCUGUCAUCAUACCAUAGUGGGAAAUUUCCUUUCUGGGUCAGCAAAGUGAUACAAAGUCAGAACAUACAGUUCUGUGUUUGAGAUCAGAACCCAUCCAGCCUGCCUCUGGGGGAUGCCGUGGUCAGGGUCUCCCUGCACUGCUGCAUCGCCGCUGCCCCCCCCACCCCCUCCCCCGCCGCCCUUUAGUUAAAGUGUACUGAGUACUUAACACAUUGAGAGUGAGAGCGUAUUGAUUUUCUGUAAGGUUGGUGAGAUGAAGAAUCUGUCAAAAGAUACAUUUCAAAUGGAGCACUCAGAGGUUGUAUAUAGUGCACAGGCCUCAGCAGCCUAGGCGUCAGCUGAGUUCAACUCUUGGGAGAAUGUAGAUGACAUAUAAGGUAUAUUAAGACAGUUUCUGUAAAAGGAGCUUAAUUAUCUCUGCUUUUCCUCCAUCUUCAUGUUCUGAACCUUUCUAAGGCUCUGCCUGAACAAACAACUUUUCUGGAGGGCUUUGAGCUAGAGAGGGGAAUGCAGUGUUUAAAAGAGACUAGCCCAGGUGACAGGAGUGGAGGGGAUUGUAAGUUUCCUUGGUUGGGAAGUAUACUUUACUGACACCUUAAUGUGUGGCAGGUCAGAUACCACUCACACAACAGAAAAGUGACUCCUCACUUCCUCCACAAGUACCCUUAGAUCCGUGAAAGCAGUCGUUUUUUAAAACUUGCCAUUCCAAAUUUAACCUGAACAAGUAAGAGAAAUAAUUCAAGAGUUACUAGGGAACUCCCACCCAUUUUUCCUGGAUAGAAUUUCAUUGAGAUGGAAACUGGUAACAGAAGUGGAAGGUGAAUAAAAAUUGGAGGGUGAAUUAUGUACAGAGUUAUUUAAAUAUGAAUAACAUUGUAUGAUUUUAAUAAUUAGCUUAAGUACUUGAUAUUAUAGGAGCAUUCUCUGGCAAUGAUCAGAUGCUUAGUUUGGUAGAGUAACAGUAUUUAAAUUCCGGUUUUCUCUGCCUUAAUGUAGUGAAGGAAGGAUCAUAAUCAGGACUUUGUUCGUCAUCUGGUUGAGUUCAUGAUCAGGUCAGGUCACAGCUGAGAUUUCAGAGGAUGUGGUGGGUGCCCCUUUCUCAUUAUUCGCUGUUUUAUUUCUCUGUGAAUCAGAAACAGUGCUUCUGAACUGUACGGCACAGCGAGUCAUGCAGAGGAUUUCGCUCUCUCUGGUGUCUUUGGGUGCUGACAGUUUGCAGAAAUAAACCAGAAUCAGCUGUGAGAAGCUGCUCCUGAGAAGCAGUCAGUAAAGUGCAGCCCACCCCCCCACCCCCAGCUUUCCCAGCUCCCCAGUGCUGCAGAGCACCUGUGGACGGGUGAGUGGGUCACGUGGGGCAGAGCCAGGCCUUCCUCUGCCUGUGCUUGGCAUUGCCUUACUGUCACUAUUUGGAGUUGCAGAGGAACUCUAGCAACAACCAAAAGCAAAACACAUUAGCCUAAUAUUGAUGACUUGGAGCAAAGGGUUAUCCAGCACUGUACCAUAUUUUCCAGUCAGUUAACACAGAGAUAAGGAAAACAAAGGAAAAUGAAGACAAAGCGUAGGACUGUCAAAGAAAUUAUGUAGUUUUAACAGUCUUCAUUGACUUUACUGUAAUUCCGUCCCCUUACAUGCAGCAAUGUAAUGUGUUCGGGUGCUGCCCUGUGCUCGGGAACAGCAUUGAGGUUUUCAAUGUCUACAGGAUCUGUGUAUCAAAGGGAAUUGAGAAAGAAUUUCUAGUACUGUAAUGAAAAUAAGGUCUGCUCAACACAAUAAACUUUUUCCUCUUUUCUUUAAA